This is a messenger RNA of Cherax quadricarinatus, 2180 nucleotides long. RefSeq names its product major facilitator superfamily domain-containing protein 8. Lineage: Eukaryota; Metazoa; Arthropoda; Malacostraca; Decapoda; Parastacidae. Gene Ontology annotation, biological process: transmembrane transport. Gene Ontology annotation, cellular component: lysosomal membrane. Gene Ontology annotation, molecular function: transmembrane transporter activity. The record is from RefSeq and is a predicted model, not a curated record.
GCACUCAGUUAGGAGUGAUCGGUCACUGUUACUACACACUACUAGAGUAGUUGUACUCAGAGGUGAGCACACAGAGUUGCUACACACUACUAGAGAGUGCUUGUGCUCAGCCAGUGUUCACUCAGCAUUACUACACACUACUAGAGAGUGCUUGUACUCAGCCAGUGCUCACUCAGCACUGCACUCACACACUCCUGAGGAUUCCCACAGCUCAGAUAUUCUCAGGAUGGUCCCCCGUCAUAUCAAGCAACGGUGGGCAGGUUUGUCGAGACAGCGAGUCAGAGACGGGAUCGUCACCGCUCACACCUGGUAGUGUACUGCAUCAUGUUUGUUAUGGCAAUAGGUAUGUCCUCUAUCCUGGGUAUGUGGCCCUACCUACACGAAGAGCUGGUACCAUCCACCACCAAGAAGUCACUGGGAUGGGUAGUAGCAGUCAACCCUCUUGGACAGAUGUUAGCAGCACCUGCCCUGGGCCUCUGGGCCAACAAGACCGGUUCCAUCAGGGCUGUCAGUAUAACAUCAGUAGUGAUGUUCAUGGUAGGGAACAUCAUGUACGCUCUCCUGGCUGUCUUCAAGAAUACGGGAGAGAUGGGACCAUACUACGCCAUGAUGGUCUCCAGGUUCAUCUUGGGUGUCAGUUCAGCCUUAUCAUCAGUGUGUAGGACAUACAUGGCCAGCUCCACCACCCUGGAAGAACGAACCUUCUCUCUGAGUAUGUUGUCAGUGGGCCAGGCCACUGGCGUUAUUAUUGGACCAAUUCUACAGGCUGUGCUGACUUUGACCAUCCCGGAUAACUUGGACACUGGUGUCGAAUGGUUCCAGUGGAACAAGUACACUGCUCCAGCCUGGAUCAGUGCUGUCCUGGCAGUGAUCAACCUGGUUAUCCUGCUGCCUUGUGUGUUCCAAGAGCACAACAUCUCCAAGAAUGAGAAAGACUUCAUGACCUCGUCUAAUGGGCCCGAGAACCAGGUGAAGCUGCCUAGUCCUGAUUACCGACCUAUCGCUGGUAUCCUCUACGCCCGAUUUGCUAUCACAUUCAUCGCCGUAUUAAUGGAGGCUAUACUCAUCCCUCUGGUGAUGGACCAGUAUGCCUGGUCGGAGAACAGGGCCAUGGUCGGGAUGGCGAUUGCUGUGAGUGUCGCUGGAGUGUUGAACAUCAUUAUGUACUUUUUAAGUGGUGUAUUAUCCAGGAAGUUCGACGAGAGGUUGCUCGCCUUGCUUCUAGGAUUGUUGCCUAUGAUGGUGGGUCUCUUCCUCUUCAUCCCAUGGGGCCAUGGCGUCAUCCCCAUGCAGCACUGUGACCAGGUUAAUGUGACAGAUGCUGUUCCGUCCACCACCCAGACAGUGCAGAUGCAGCAGCUGAGUCAGUACCAAGCGGGAAUGUUAGCUGACGAUGCCGAUGAUGACGAACACUGUUCAGAGGGCUGUCCUCCCAUCCAGGAAUGGUGCUACAACACUCCCCAGUUACCGGGAAUUCAGCUUAUUAUCGCCUUCAUCAUUGCCAUAGUGGGUUUCCCGGUAGCACAGGGCAUUCUACUGGGUAUAUUCUCUAAAAUCCUUGGCCCCAGGCCCCAGGGACUUUGGAUGGGUGUUGUAGGAACCGCUGGCAGCAUUUCCCGUAUAAUCGGCCCUAUCAUUGUCACCUACAUAUACGAGGAGUUUGGCACCAGAUGGUGCUUCGGGAUACUCUCCUUGAUUAACGCAGUGGCACUUGUUGAACUGGCACUUCUAUAUCGUCGUUUAAUUCCAAUGAAGUUGCCAAAUAGGGAAAUUAAUGCUUAUGACGGACCAGCAUCUCCAGAACACUCCAGCUAGUGUGGGUGUGUACUGGCCUAGUUGUGGUUGCAGAGGUUGAGUCACAGCUCCUGGCCCCACCUCUACACUGGCCGCUACUCGGUCACUCUUCAGGCUCUAUGAGCUUUAUCUUACCUCCUCUUAAAGAUAUGUAUGGAUCCUACCUCCACUACAUCACUACCCAGACUAUUCCACUUCCUGACAACUCUGUGGCUGAAAAAAUACUUCCUAACAUCCCUGUGAUUCAUCUGAGUCUUCAACUUCCAACUGUACACUGUACACAGUGUACAGGGUCCUGAAUAACUCUUUAUUUAGAUGUCGGAAUAUUGUUCUUAGGUUCGUCAUUCGCCCGUAUACCUAAGAACACCAUUCCGACAUCUCUGUGU